AAGAGAGUGCACUUGUUAGCUUCUGUGACCUGCCGUGUGUCCUGUCCUCCAACUGCUGCUGCUAGAAAACCGGUCGUCUAAGGACAAGAGCAAUAACAUCAUGGUUUUCGAGGAGAAAAUGAUCACAAACGGAGAGCCUGAGGAUGAGGAAGAAGAAGAGGAGGAGGAAGAAGAGAUGGUGGAUCCUAUUGAAACAGUGCGACAGAAGUGUGAAGAGAUAGAGCACUGCAUCCACACCCGGGAGCGUCUGGAACAGUGUGAGACCAGAGUUAACUCUAGGUCCAAUACAGAGGAGGAGUGCACUGAGGAACUCUUUGACUUCCUGCAUGCUCGUGACCACUGUGUGUCACACAAACUGUUCCAUUCUGUCAAAUGAAAUCCUUUCUGGUUGUUUAAAUGCUGGCUGAAGACAUUCUUCAAAUCGUGUUUGUGGGAAAGAAAUUGGCUCAAAUACAUCCAUAUAUGGAUCUGUUGUAUGCUGUAUCUUUAAAUGUAAACUAUAAUGUGUCUGCUCAUGUGAAGAAACUUAAGUAUUUAACAAGGUAGGCUGAGUCCAUGUUUCAUUAAAGUGGAGACUUGAAAUCCUUA
Solea solea (common sole) is the source of this 588-nucleotide messenger RNA. RefSeq names its product cytochrome b-c1 complex subunit 6, mitochondrial (gene uqcrh). The record is from RefSeq and is a predicted model, not a curated record. NCBI's taxonomy places the organism in Eukaryota, Metazoa, Chordata, Actinopteri, Pleuronectiformes, Soleidae. The transcript has 4 exons. Gene Ontology annotation, biological process: mitochondrial electron transport, ubiquinol to cytochrome c. The coding region runs from base 101 to 376 and encodes 91 amino acids.